GUGAACAUGCGCACUUCGCGCAGUAGGUAAAAGAAGCGCCGAAUACAACACAACAGCGUGACCAAGAGGAUACGUGCCUGGAUUAUACUUCAAGUUCAACACAUUUUCACGUUGAGGAGCAAUGGAGGCACCGCCUGUGACUGUUAUGCCCGUGACGGGCGGUGCGAUCAACAUGAUGGAAUACCUGCUGCAGGGUAGUGUUCUAGACCAGGCUCUGGACAGUCUGCUGCACAGGCUGCGCGGCUUGUGCGACAACAUCGAGCCCGAGACGUUCGCCGACCACGAGCUGGUGUACUUGCUGAAGGGCCAGCAGGGCCAACCCUUCCUGCUCCGUGCCCGCCGGUCCCUCUCGCACCCGGCCGCCCCGUGGCACCUGCGCUACCUGGGCCAGCCCGAGGUGGGCGACAAGAGCCGGCACGCGCUGGUGCGCAACUGCGUGGACGUGGCCGCCUCGCACAGCCUGCCCGACUUCCUGAACGAGAUGGGCUUCCGCAUGGACCACGAGUUCGUGGCCAAGGGCCACGUGUUCCGCAAGGGCCCCAUGAAGGUGGUGGUGAGCAAGCUGUCGCGCGUGCUGGUGCCCGGCAACACGGAGAACACGGAGCAGCUGUCGCUGUCGUCGCUGGUGGAGCUCAGCGUGCUGGCGCCCGCCGGGCAGGACACCGUGUCCGAGGACAUGCGCUCCUUCGCCGAGCAGCUCAAGCCCCUGGUGCACCUGGAGAAGAUCGACCCCAAGAAGCACACGUGAGGGAGGACUCGCGAGGCAGCGCGGUGAGCGUGGAAGCCCAGGAACUGGCUCUCUUGGGGACAGACUGUGACUCUCCUCCUGCUGUAAAUGAGUGAUGAUGGGGGGGGGGGGGGGGGGUCUUUGGUCUUUGUUGGUUGUCUGGAACAUGCCCCGGUUUAAGGACAGACUGAUGGUUUCAGAGACAGCAUAACCAGCAUCGUCCACGGCACAGGGAGCCGUUGUACGGUUGCUCACUCUCUCACUCGGAACCUACUUGCGCACACACACACACACACGCACACACACACACACACACGCACACGCACAAAGUGUCCCAAAUGACUGACUAAUGUGUUUCCACUUUUUGACAUAUGAUCAUGACAUUGAGUGGGACUAUGUAUGAUAUCAGAGACAAACUGACGUUUGGGUUGCCCUAAGCAUAGUCAGGGUUAAUAAAUAAUGAUGCUCUUCAUUCCAUUGCUUCAUUAUU
Sardina pilchardus (European sardine) is the source of this 1217-nucleotide messenger RNA. It is a transcript of the gene med18, whose product is annotated as mediator of RNA polymerase II transcription, subunit 18 homolog (yeast). Lineage: Eukaryota; Metazoa; Chordata; Actinopteri; Clupeiformes; Clupeidae. The record is from RefSeq and is a predicted model, not a curated record. Bases 122 to 748 code for a protein of 208 amino acids. The transcript has 3 exons. Gene Ontology annotation, cellular component: core mediator complex; mediator complex. Gene Ontology annotation, molecular function: transcription coregulator activity. Gene Ontology annotation, biological process: regulation of transcription by RNA polymerase II; termination of RNA polymerase II transcription.